Molecule: messenger RNA, 1353 nt
Organism: Lodderomyces orthopsilosis Co 90-125
Lineage: Eukaryota; Fungi; Ascomycota; Pichiomycetes; Serinales; Debaryomycetaceae
Gene: PEX2
Product: ubiquitin-protein ligase peroxin 2
Exons: 1
Coding region: 1-1353 (450 amino acids)
Biological process (GO): protein import into peroxisome matrix
Cellular component (GO): peroxisomal membrane
Molecular function (GO): zinc ion binding
Source: RefSeq, a predicted model, not a curated record
AUGUUUCCUAUACCUUACCCUUCUUCGAGGGUGUCUCAACUAGACGCAAAUAUUUUAGAUUCUGAACUAUUCACACUAUUAAAAGAUCAAUUAUCUUCGAUUUUUCAACUACAUGAAAACAACAACUCGAUUGCAAGUAAGUUGUCCUAUAAUCGACAUCCAGAAACAUAUUCGUUGCUUUUGAAUUUGCUCAUUUUUAAAUUGACUGUUUGGAAAUCUGGCUCAUCAUAUGGAUCGUCUUUACAAAAUUUGAAGCUUACAGAUUCGCGUACGGGGAAAAUCAUUGGACUUAAUAAAAAGGGAAUUUUGUUGGCGGCGUUGGUGGGGACAUACUUGUAUAAAAAGAUGGAAACCGCACUUUACCAAAUUAACGAGAUUUCAGGGGAUGAUAAUGAAGAUGACUCGUUAUUUCAAAGAUUGAAGAACGCCAUUCUCAAUAACCGAACGGCGCUAUUGACAAAGAUUGAUAAUACCUUGAAAACUGUUAAUUUGCUCAAUUUUACCGUAUUUUUGGUUAACGGAAGAUAUCCAUCAAUUUUACAUCGAUUACUAGGGAUUACUGAGGCCCCAAUAGUUUCAGAUUUGUUAAAGUUUAACGGAAGUAAUGUCAAUUAUGAGUUUCAAAAUCGGCAAUUGGUGUGGAAUGUAAUGACGGAAUUCUUGGUGUUUCUUUUACCACUAUUACAAUUGAGAAGGAUUAGUAAAUUUAUCAAGAAAUUGUACCAUAGAGCUAGCGGGCCAAACACAUUUGAAUUUGAACCAGGAAAUACAAAACAGGUGACUCCUUAUACUAAUUUGCCAGUACUGGAAUGUGCCAUUUGUCACUACAACAAUCAUCAAGCUGUACAAUCAGGAGGCCGCGUGUUUACAACUGCGGGACCUGUGACUAAUCCAUGUAUCACAAACUGUGGACAUGUUUAUUGUUAUGUAUGUAUCGCAACUCAAUUCAAUGUGAUGAAGUCGAGUGGUGAUGACGUACCAUGUUUGAGAUGCGGCAGCAAGUUGGAAUGGUUUAAAGAGUUUGAGGCUGAUGAAAAAGCAAUUGAUUUAGAUGCAAUUACGAUAACUAUGGAUGAAGAUGAUGAAGAGGAGUCUGACGAUGAGGUAAAACAAGAAAAGCAGGUUGGGAGCAAUAAUAACACAGAUGACAGUGAUGAUGAGAGUAUUGAAAGUGGAUCGAGUUAUGAAUUAGCUGAAUAUUCACAUUCUGAGAAGCCCAUCGGGGUUAAAAUCGAAAGAAAGCGCAGUAGUGUGCUGAAUAUAUUCCAAGAUGACGACCUGGAAAGCCCCAGUGAGGAUGACGACGACUAUAGUGAGGAAGAGGAAAUAGAUGCUGAUGAAGCAUUGCUAUAG